Molecule: messenger RNA, 1357 nt
Organism: Octopus sinensis (East Asian common octopus)
Lineage: Eukaryota; Metazoa; Mollusca; Cephalopoda; Octopoda; Octopodidae
Product: hybrid signal transduction histidine kinase L-like
Exons: 1
Source: RefSeq, a predicted model, not a curated record
GUGAAAAACCGUACAAGUGCACUCACUGUGGCAAAGCGUUUAGCCAGUCAUCUAAUCUAAUUACUCACUGUAGGAAGCAUUCAGGUUUCAAGCCGUUCGCUUGCCAGAGAUGUAGCAAAUCGUUUCAGCGUAAAGUUGACCUUCGACGGCACAUGGAGAGUCACCAUGCUGUAAACAUGCUCCAGUCGGAAAAUGACCACCUCAUAGAACCACAAUUACAACAGCAACAACAACAACAACAGCAGCAGCAGCAGCAGCAACGGCACCAUCAACCUCCACUGCCGACACCAGUACCACAACCACCACCACCACUAUCAACACAACAACAACAGCAACAAUCACAACAGCAACAGCAUCAUCAUCAACAGUAUCGACAACAUCACCCUCAUAAUAUUCAUCAUCAUCAUCAUCAUCACAAUCUUUCACAGCACCCACGUGACCGGUCGUCUCCGCUAACACUUUCAGCGCAGCAGCCACCUCCACCACCGCCGCCGCCACCACCGCUAUCGCAGCAGCAACAACACCAACAUGAACACCAUCACCACCAUCACCACCAGCAGCAACAACAACAACAGCAACAUCAGCAUCAGCAUCACCAACAGCAGACGAAUACAAAUCUAGAUGAUGAGCAUCAGUUACGUCUACACGAACAGCAUCCCCUUCAUCCGAACAACGUCUUCGCAUCGAAGCAUCUUUUAAGCGAAAACAACAUGGCGGCCAUCGGCGCCGGUGCAAGCGGCGCGGCCAGUCCGUCUGGCAAGACCAUGACCCUUGUAGCAGCAGCAGCGGCGGCGGCGGUGAUGCAUCACCCACAAACACUUCUUAAAAGCCACCAACUCAUCUCAAAUACUGCUGUGCAUAUUUGAAAAAAAACAUUCCUUCAUUGCAAUUGACUGAAACCGAUUAGAGAUCGGCCGAAAUCGCCAGAACAUGUUUUUUUUACUGCUGUAUGUCGGUUUGGAUCCUUGCACGAAUUCGGUAAGAAUUCGACUAGAAUCAGAUAUGAACUUUAUAGGAGACUUCAACGAUUUCAUCUCGAUUGAAAACGGGCCGAAUGCAGCUGGAAAUAAGAUUGAAUUCAAAGCUAAACAUAGGACUCGAAAGUACGUUAUAUUUCAGCGGAUGAGGGUGUGGAAUCAGAUAUAAUUGGUAAAGUAUUGGUAGAAUUAUGGGUAAUUCGUCUCAGUAUUUGGAAUCAUUCCGGAGUGGGUUACGGAACGAUAACGUGACCAGAAUAACUAAUAGUAACCACAUUUUAAAUUGCGAUCAACACACACAUUUACACACAUACACACAUGUAAUAUAUAUAAUGUUAUAAACAUAUAAUAUAUAUAUAUAUAUAUAUAUAUAUAUAUAU